This is a messenger RNA of Aspergillus homomorphus CBS 101889, 2032 nucleotides long. RefSeq names its product MFS transporter. The record is from RefSeq and is a predicted model, not a curated record. The coding region runs from base 357 to 1889 and encodes 510 amino acids. NCBI's taxonomy places the organism in Eukaryota, Fungi, Ascomycota, Eurotiomycetes, Eurotiales, Aspergillaceae. Gene Ontology annotation, molecular function: transmembrane transporter activity. The transcript has 6 exons. Gene Ontology annotation, biological process: transmembrane transport.
UGGAGAUCCGGUCUGUUGUGGUUGGGGCACGUCAGAUCGGUCACUCAGCGAUCAUGGAAGGAAUGCAAUCUCCCAAGCGAGUCCAUCUUAUUGUAGUACCAAAAUCUGGAGAGUGAUGUAGUUCGGCUCGUUUAUCUUUUGGGCGGAGAGUUCGCUCAAUUCAUCGUCAUAUGCUUUUACCAGAGAAUGAGAGAGCGAGAGUAGAAAUCCGCGCCCGCCAACUCCAGACUUUUUUUAAGCCGGUCAAAUGCGAAAACCAGCGCCGCCCACUCCUCAACAAUGGCCAAUUCGCCCUCUUCACCAGCCCACCAAAUCCACUCACGGAUAGUGAUUGAUACCGGAUUGAGUGAAAUAGAAUGUGGAAUUCUCAUGAGGAAGCCAUGAACCGUCCUCCCCGGUUAUUACGAUGGCGGUCGUCGACGGAGUUCAUUAUUGCGACGGUCUGGACUUCGUUCUUCACGGACUACUUCCUCUAUGCGAUGAUCGUGCCCGUCAUGCCCACGGCUCUUGUCGACCGCGCCAGCAUCCCAUAUGAAGACCGAGAGUUCUGGGUGAGCAUACUACUGAUGUGCGAAGCGGCCGUGGCCUUCCUCUGCUGCCCGGUCUUCGGCUACAUGCUCGAUGCCGCGCCCACGCGGCAGAUGCCGUACCUCCUGGGCCUCAUCUUCCUGGGAGGGUCAAUGGUACUUCUCGCGCUGGCGCACACCAUCACGCUAUUCAUCGUAGCCCGCCUGCUGCAGGGCGCCGCCACCGCGAUGGUCGCCGUGGCGGGACUCGCGCUGCUCACGGACUCGGUCACCACGAACAACCUCGGCCACGCCAUCGGAUACCUGGGCUCGGCGAUCGCGCUGGGCUUCCUGCUGGGUCCGCUGCUGGGCGGCCUCGUCUACCGAGUCGCCGGGUACCAGGCCGUCUUCGCCAUCGCCUUCGCUAUGGUGGGGAUUGACCUGCUGAUGCGGAUCGCGGUGAUCGAGAAGACCGUGGCCAAGCGGUGGAUGCAGAAGCCGGGGGCCGUGGCUGAUGGGCCGACCCCGAGCGACAGCCUGGUUGUGCAGUCGGCCGAGUCGACUAUCACAGCGUCGCCUGCCCACGCCUACCGACCUCGCAAGAAGCCAGCACCGCUGCUGCUGAUCAUCCGGCAGCCGCGGGUACUCAUCUCGUCCGGGGCGCUGCUCGUGCACGGCCUGCUAUACUCUGCCUUUGACGCUACAAUCCCCAUCUUCGUAGAAUCACACUUCGGCUGGACAAGCUUCGGCGCAGGCAUGGCCUUCCUCCCAUCAGCUCUGACGGCAUUCUUCGAGCCCUACUUCGGCAAGUUAACAGACACCCACGGCCCCCGCCGCAUAGCCCUAACCUCCUUCACGCUCCUCCCCAUCCCACUCCUCUGCCUGAGUCUAAUAACCACCGCCUCAACCACGCACAUCAUCCUCCUCCUAACCCUCCUGACAAUCAUCGGCCUGCUCAUCAACCUCUGUACUCCCGCCCUAUACCUCGAAACCCAGCAGGUACUGGAUGAGAUGGAAGACAAGGAGCCGGGGAUCUUCGGCCCCCGCGGCGCCGUCGCGCAGGCGUUUGCCCUGCAGACUAUGGCGCAGUUUUUGGGGUUGUUUUUGGGACCCCUCUGGGGUGGGUUUGUGGAGUGGAGGUUUGGCUGGGGGGUUAUGACUUUUGGACUUGCUGGGCUGGUUGGUUUGACGGCUGUUUUUGUGGGGGGCAUGGGGGCAAAGGGGGUGGGAUCGGGAUCGGGAUCGGGAUCGGGGUGGAUGUCUGGUUUGGGGAGGUGUUGCGGGUGUGGAUUUGGGAGGAAGGAUUAUGGGAGAGGGGAUGAGACUGGGGUUGAGGAUCGGGAGGCGUUGUUGCCGGAGGAGGGUGCGAGGGUAUCUGGGUAGUUUUAUCGUUGGUUUUGCUUGGUAGGUUGAGGAAGGGAACGGUCUCGUUCUUCUUCGAGUGAUUCAUCUAUGGAGAUCUUGGUGGUGGUGGUGGUGGUGGUACUGGACUACUUCCAAGAUAAUACAGUACAAAACCUUGCACG